Molecule: messenger RNA, 522 nt
Organism: Eurytemora carolleeae
Lineage: Eukaryota; Metazoa; Arthropoda; Copepoda; Calanoida; Temoridae
Exons: 6
Coding region: 162-470 (102 amino acids)
Source: RefSeq, a predicted model, not a curated record
ACUCUAUUCCUUUAUCAUUAAAUCAUUUUCAGGAGCGAACUGUAUUUAUAUUUCCCUGGGUGAUAGUAUCUUUAUUAACGACUGUAGCAAACCUGAUAACUUUCAUUGUUAAAAUAUCCUCUCCAGACUCUGUAACAGUUGCUAAGGUUUUCUCUGCUAUUAUGUACUUUUGCAUUGCUGGAUACUUCAUCCUUAGUGUGUUCUCCUACUACCAAAUUCUCAAGAUUAGGAAGAAAAAAGUCAUUACGUUUCUUGAUCAGGAGUUCCAGGGGGGAGAAGGAAGUAUGUAUCAUACCCUAGAGGAGGAGGGAGGGGAUGACCCACACUUCUCUCAGUAUUCAGAUAUUCAAACCCCAAGACAAAGCUCACAUCCUUGGGGUAGACCUACCACACCAUACACAGAGAAGGCUGUACCUAUGACUGAAGAAGAAGAUGUAGGAAAUGAAAAUGUACUGUUUGCUAAACUGUAAACUGUAAACUGUAAACUGAACCGCAUUUAAUUAAUAAAUAUUUUCUAUUGUA